AUGGCCAUGUUUCAGUACAAGAACUACCGGUAUGUUCUGGCCUUCAUUUUUGCCAUUGAGGAAAUCAACAGAAACCCUCAUCUUUUACCCAACAUUUCUCUAGGAUUUGAUCUCUAUAAUGCCCUGCACAGUGAACAGAGGACACUGGAGAGUUCCCUCAUUUGGCUCUCAGGGCUGGAAAAGGAUGUCCCACGUUUCACCUGUGCUAAAUACUGUGGAGGAGAAUUUGUCUGCCCUCCAACUUCAAACUGUGUGAAUACUAAUGUCAGCUAUUACUGUGAGUGCCACCAGGGAUAUGUCACCAAUGAUGGAGACCACACCUUCAAGAGUCUGCAGAAGAAAUGCAUUAAUAUGGAUGAAUGCCAUAAUAGCAUUGCCCGUCGACCCUCAAAGACCAAUACAACUGGAAGCUACCUUUGUACCUGUCAACCUGGUUUGGCUCUAAGUAAUGGAAAGCCAAACUUCACACAUGAGAAGGUAGAAUGCACUGAAAUCAAUCCUAAUUGUUCUCAACUUGGCAAAAAUAAAUUUUCCAGAGACUGUGAAGUCCAGGGAAUAGCUAAUUCUUUUGAUCUCCUCACCAACAUUACUGCCCAUGGAACCGCCAGAAACAAAGAAGAAUUGGCUGCAGUGCUAACCCUGUAUCUGCAGAGUGUUCAGUCAGCAGCAUACAGUGAAGCUCAGAAACAAACCACAGAGGGCAAACGGAGGGUAGAGACACAGUUUAUGGCUAUUGAAACUCUGGCCAUUAAAGGAGGCUGCAAAGGGUCAAAAGAGACGUUCACCCUGAGGGCUGGAACAGAAGUGAUGAGCAUUCACUGCACGACCAUUGCUGGGGAAGACAGUGGAGGAGCAGCUGCCUUUAUUUCCUAUAAUUCCAUUGGACUCAUCAUGAAUAACACAUUUAUCUCCAAGGAACACCUAAAUACUGACGAAGAGCUGGACAAAUUCUAUCUCAACUCCAAGGUAGUGAGUGGCACAAUAGGAUACGUGAAGAAUGGGUCUCUGGCUGCUCCUAUUAACUUCACUUUCCAACAUAUUCAGGUGGGCACAAAGCAGGUAAAAAAUGAAUUUGAAAGGCCUUUAUGUGUCUACUGGCACAAAAUGACUUGGUUCAAUGAUGGCUGUCAUGUCAUCUUUUAUAAUGUGACACAAACAGUUUGUUCCUGCAAUCACCUCUCCAGUUUUGCAGUACUUAUGGCAUCCAGUGUGACGAAGGAGGACCCUGUGCUGACUGUGAUCACCCACGUGGGGCUGGGUGUCUCUCUGCUGUGUCUCCUCCUGGCGGUCCUCACCUUCCUCCUGUGCCAAUCCAUCCAGAACACCAGCAUCUCCCUCCACCUGCAGCUCUCACUCUGCCUCUUCCUGGCCCACCUGCUCUUCCUCACAGGCAUCAAACAGACCAAGCCCAAGGUGCUGUGCUCCAUCAUCGCAGGGCUGUUGCACUACCUCUACUUGGCCUCCUUCACCUGGAUGCUCCUCGAAGGACUGCACCUCUUCCUUACCCUUAGGAACCUCAAAGUGGCCAACUACACCAUCACCAAAAGACUCCAGAAGAGGUUCCUGUAUCCUUUUGGCUACGGGAUCCCAGUGGUGAUUGUGGCUGUGUCUGCAGGGCUCAAUCCCCAUGGCUAUGGCACACCUAGACACUGCUGGCUCAACCUAAAAGGAGGGCUUAUCUGGAGUUUCAUAGGUCCAGUCUCUGUGAUCAUCUUGAUAAAUUUUAUCUUUUAUUUGACAAUCCUAUGGAUUUUGAGAGACAGGCUUUCUUCCCUCAAUAAAGAAGUGUCCACGAUAAAAAACACAAGGACAUUGACAUUUAAAGCUACGGCUCAGCUCUUCCUCUUGGGCUGCUCCUGGGGCCUUGGCUUUUUUCUCGUUGAGCCCGUAAAGGAACCAUUCAGAUCAGUGAGUGCCUAUGCUUUUACCAUCAUCAAUGUCCUACAGGGAGUCUACAUCUUCGUGAUCCAUUGUCUCCUCAAUCGGCAGGUUCAAGAAGAAUACAAGAAAUAUUUUAUGAUUAUUAAAAAAAUGGGAAGCAGUAGCUAUGUGUUAUCUGGCUCUACUACCCACAACCAAAUGUUAGUAAUUCCUGAUGUAGAAGAAUGCUAA
Messenger RNA from Equus quagga, 2112 nucleotides. Its product is annotated as adhesion G protein-coupled receptor E3-like. The transcript has 16 exons. Lineage: Eukaryota; Metazoa; Chordata; Mammalia; Perissodactyla; Equidae. Gene Ontology annotation, cellular component: membrane. The record is from RefSeq and is a predicted model, not a curated record. Gene Ontology annotation, biological process: cell surface receptor signaling pathway; adenylate cyclase-activating G protein-coupled receptor signaling pathway. Bases 1 to 2112 code for a protein of 703 amino acids. Gene Ontology annotation, molecular function: G protein-coupled receptor activity.